AUGGAGGGGUACUACGAGCGCGACGGCACCUUGAAGACGACGGCCUACAUCUGCCCGGCGAGCGGCGUCAAGUUCAAGACGAUGAAGGAGGUGCUGGACUACUGCUUCUCCGACGGGAUGGAGCGUGCCAUCGCCGCAAAAGAGACGCUCCAGGACAAGACCACCCUGCAGGGAAAGUACGCGUGGCUCAGGCAGAAGCACGGGUGGGUGCUCGAGAUCAGGGCCGGGGGUGAGAACUUCAGCAAAAUGUUCAAGUUUUACGCUAACCUAUCUGUCGGGGUGCGACUCGUAUAUAAAAAUGACGUACUGCGCUACAUAGAUGAGGCCGAGCUCUCUGAAUGCGAUUUUGAAGAUUGUGACAUAGGCAACGAAGAUAAUGUAAGGAUCAGCAUGCUUAAACUAUUCUAUUAA
Molecule: messenger RNA, 411 nt
Organism: Panicum virgatum (switchgrass)
Lineage: Eukaryota; Viridiplantae; Streptophyta; Magnoliopsida; Poales; Poaceae
Exons: 4
Coding region: 1-411 (136 amino acids)
Molecular function (GO): DNA binding
Source: RefSeq, a predicted model, not a curated record